Amphimedon queenslandica is the source of this 759-nucleotide messenger RNA. RefSeq lists its product as uncharacterized. The record is from RefSeq and is a predicted model, not a curated record. The annotation marks the transcript as partial. NCBI's taxonomy places the organism in Eukaryota, Metazoa, Porifera, Demospongiae, Haplosclerida, Niphatidae. Gene Ontology annotation, cellular component: plasma membrane; axon. Gene Ontology annotation, molecular function: cell-cell adhesion mediator activity. Gene Ontology annotation, biological process: homophilic cell-cell adhesion; axon guidance; dendrite self-avoidance. The transcript is spliced from 3 exons.
AGGUUUGAAGAUGCUGGAAUGUAUACAUGUAUGGCUGAGUUUAAUGUAACUGGUUGUAAUAAUACCAAUGAUCCUAGCACUGCUACUUAUGAUUAUCAAGAGGAUAGUGAUGUCUUUAGUGUGAUUGUUGAUUUUCCACCAGUACUUGUUACUAUAUCAAAGGAACGUGAUGAUACAUUAUAUGCAGGGACACCAUUCUUCAUUAAAUGUGACAUACUGUUAAAUCCAAUGGUUUCUAUACCAGUGACUGUCACUAAUCAAUGGACACGUGAUGGUACUAAUGUUCCUAUGGGCUCAUCUGAUGCUACUAUUACUGAAGGUCUCAAUAUGAUUGAUGCAUUAAAUUAUAAUGCAACAUUAAUGUUCUAUCCAUUGGAUAAUGCUGAUGAUAGUGGAAUGUAUACUUGUAACAUUGAAGUGACUGCUCCUAACAGUUACAUGUUUUUUACAAAUACAUCAGCUAGUGCUAAUAUUUCUAUUACAGUUUAUGCUACUCCAAGUCCAGUAGUAGAGAUAAAUCUAGUAACUAUGGGUAUUGCUGAACCUGGUGAAGAAUACAUGUUAAAUUGUACAGUGACAGUUGUUGAUAGACUCAUAGUCUCACCAGUGAUAACAUGGACUAAGAGAUCAGCUAACAAUGUUAUUAGUGUACCUCUUGUUCUUAUGAAUAUAUCUAAUGUAAAGAGUUCUCUUUAUUUGAACUUCUCUUCUCUCAAUACUUCUGAUGCUGGUCUGUAUACUUGUGAAGCAUCCAUUAAU